AUGGCUAAGGCAGCCUGUGCUCUUGAGGCGGUGUCACGUUGGGCUGUCACGGGCACGCCGAUUCAGAACCGCCUGGCUGAUCUGGCCGCACUGCUCUCAUUUAUCAGGGCCCAUCCGUAUACAGAUCCCAAAACGUUUGACGCUGACAUUUCCCAUCUCUGGAAGUCGGGAGAAGAAGAGGAGGCUGCCAAGCGCCUGAAAAAUCUCUCUGCAUACCUGCUACUUCGCCGGCCGAAACAGAUAAUUGAGCUGCCCAGAAGAUUGGACAGAAAGUGCACGGUUGAUCUGUAUCCAGAAGAGCGAGAGCUUUACAAAAGCAUCCAUGACCAAGUUCUUAUUGAAAUCGACGAGGCCAUGCAGAUGGGAUCGGAAACAUCUCGAGCAGCAAUUUAUGCUAAAACGCUGCAGAAGAUUACCUCGCUACGACUCAUCUGCGAUCUAGGGUUGCAUUACCGCGGAAGACAUGCCGAUAGCAGCAGUAAAACUGCCAACUUCCAACCGGCUCUUUCAACGAAAUCAGAUUCAGAGGAAACACGGGAGGCUUCUCUACAAAGCAUAUUUGACAUGCGGCGUGAUCUGGACGAAAUCGAGUGCAUUCAGUGCUCUUCACGAUUUGGGCCAACGGAUGCAUUUCUGGGUGAUGCCGUUUCUAAGCAUCAAAAUAUGGCAUGGUUCUCGCGCUGCCAAAAGUUCUUGUGCAUCAGUUGUGUCAAAACGCAACGACAGGCCGAGAUUAGCUUUCCAUGUGGCCACCUGCCUCCCUGCCUAGCAGAAGCGGUGAAUCCGUAUCUGACUGAAGAAGUGGCCGGCCAUGAAGCUAAAGCAUAUACGUCCGAGGGCACUGACGAUGUUGUGCGCUUGCCGUCCAAGGUGGAAGCAUUGUUGUUGGAUCUUAAAAGUCUACCGCCCAACACAAAAUGCCUAAUAUUCUCGGCUUGGCGACUCACACUGGACGUGAUCCAGAAAGGUUUGGAUCAGGCGUCCAUUCAGAGUACCCGCUUUGACGGGGAAAUACCACAAAAAGGGCGUCAGGCUGUCGUCGACAAAUUCCGCAAUGACCAGAACAUCAGCGUCAUGCUCUUAACUCUAUCGUGCGGCGCUGUUGGGCAAGUGGUUUUUUGUUCGCCCACUUUCUGUAGUCGAAUGCUGACUUUAUGUACUCUGCAGUCUGAAUCUAACCGUCGCGACCCGAACCCAACGCUGGAAGAGCAGGCUCUGGCACGAAUCCAUCGUCUAGGCCAGACCAAAGAAGUCACCACUGUUCGCUUCUUCGCGCGAAACACAUUUGAAGAGGCACGUCACACUCUUAUUCUGUUCCUAUUCGAGUUUGUCGAUUUUCGCAGCUCCCUGCUGACCUUCCACAGAAAGUCAUAG
This is a messenger RNA of Grosmannia clavigera kw1407, 1374 nucleotides long. Its product is annotated as DNA repair protein rad5. The transcript has 3 exons. The coding region runs from base 1 to 1374 and encodes 457 amino acids. The record is from RefSeq and is a predicted model, not a curated record. Lineage: Eukaryota; Fungi; Ascomycota; Sordariomycetes; Ophiostomatales; Ophiostomataceae. Gene Ontology annotation, molecular function: ATP binding; ATP-dependent chromatin remodeler activity.